UGAGCAGAGCCUCAAAUCCCUAAUCCUAUUAGUCGAUGAGAAAGUUGAAAGGGAAAGAGGCGUGGCUAAACCACAGUUUACCAGGAGGGACGGGGGAAGGGCUAAUAAAGACUGCGUGCGCAGCCGCUCUCCUUGUCCACCUGGUCGACGAACGGCGGGGAAGGGCGGGGCCGGAUCUCGCAGCGUGCUUACGUAGCUAUAGCUCUGUGGAGUUUCGGUGUGCGUCAGAGAACUGCGAAUACCGGGCGGAACUGAGAGGCCGCUUCUCCGCACCCGCCCUGGACCCUCCGGCACUGCAGAGCUCCCCGAGUCAGGGGCCCCGGACCCCAGGGCUGAGGAGGACUCAAGCAGGACUUUCCAAAAGUUGCCGCGGGGCUUUCCGAUCCCCUCGGCCAUCUCCCAAGUCUGGCAAGGCUGAUGGGGCCAGCGAGGAUUCUCUGCACCUUGACGUUCAGAAGCUGAAGGAGAAGAAGGACAUGCUAGACAAGGAAAUCUCCCAAUUAAUAUCUGAAGGCUACAGUGUCGAUGAACUGGAGGACCACAUCUCCCAGCUCCAUGAGUAUAAUGACAUCAAGGAUGUAGGCCAGAUGCUGCUAGGCAGACUAGAUCGCAGACAGUUGGAUUAUCCUGCCUCUGUCCGCAGAAGGAGGAGCUGGGAGUCACGGUGUCUGGGUCUCUGCCACACAGCGCUUCUCUGCCAGCACUAAUUUCAAAUCUUAUAGCAAGAGGGCUUCCCUGGUGGUGCAGUGGUUAAGAAUCCGCCUGCCAAUGCAGGGGACACAGGUUCGAUCCAUGAUCAUCUUCCAUGAUCCGGGAAGAUCCCACGUACCGUGGAGCAACUAAGCCUGUGCGCCACAACUACUGAGCCUGCACUCUAGAGCCCACGAGCCACAACUACUGAAGCCUGCGCACCGCAGAGCCCACAUGCCGCAACUACUGAGCCUGUGCUCUAAAACCCAUGAGCCACAACUACUGAGCCCACGUGCCACAACUACUGAGCCUGCUCACCUAGAGCAGGCUCCACAACAAGAGAAGCCACCACAAUGAGAAGCCUGCGCACCGCAACAAAGAGUAGCCCCCGCUCGCCGCAGCUAGAGAAGCCUGUGCACAGCAACAAAGACCCAACGCAGCCAAAGAUAAAUAUAAAUAAGUAAAUUUAUAUUAAAAAAAACUUAUAGCAAGAUAUCUUUCCCUCUUUAUACUAGUCAUUUUGCUUAACUCUAACCUUAUCCUCAACCCUAAUUCCAGCCGUAAUUCCAAAUGUUACUAGAAAGCAAGGACACUUCUCACUAGUUCCCUAAAAUCCCUGCCUCUACGGUUUUUCGUUUUUUCCGCCUUGCCAUGCGGCUUGUGGGAUCCUAGUUUCCCAACCAGGGAUCGAACCCGGGGCCUCGGCAGUGAGAGCACAGAGCCCUAACCACUGGACCGUAACCACUGGACCGUCAGGGAGAUCCCCCUGCCUCUUUACAAAUUACAGACCUCCUGUGGCUAUGCACUUGUUUUCUGAUGAUCGCCCAGAGUUGCAUUCUUCUGGAAGGCAACAGAAGGCACUAAGGUAGAUUCCAGGUUCUCAAAUUGAGAAUGAAUACACUGCCAGUGCUCCAAAGACUUUUGCAUUUGGGGCCAAUUUUAAGGCACCCCUGGAGGAUGCUUGGAAAGCAUCAUCUGGGUCCACUUCCCUCUGUGUGAAGUCAGCGCUCCCAGGUGUGAUGGCAAGCAGAGGCCUCAAGGGGGCAGUGUCUGCUCAGAGAUGCGUCCAGCUGCCGGGGAAGCUGCCCCUGGGAGGGCUCUGCCUGGGAAGGUCUGGUCCUGCCAAGCCACUGGCCACAGACAAGAUCCUCAGAAUGCCCCACAUAGAAGAGGGGGUUCUCUAUGGCAGCACCUCUCCCAGAGUCUGAAGUGACCCCAACCGCCACCCUGGGCAGUAAGGAGCCAACUGGUGGUGAGAUGUGCAUAGUGACACGUGCCAUUGGUCAGAGCGUGCCCUGAUGGUGCUAGGAAACGGGCUACCAAGGGCAACUGACACUGUGAGUGCAGGAACAUUGUUUGAUCACAUUCAGUGUAAACCUUACUCCAAAACAUUCAUCAUUUGGUACAUACUAGAGUUCAAAACACUAAUGAAAAACAGCCUGUAUUCUCAUCCCUGAGGGCAGAAAGGGGUCGUUUCCGGGCAGCCUGACCUCAUCGAGGCAGUGUCACCAAAUAACACCCCACUUUAGCUUUGCUCAGAAACAGAGGACAAUUUGCAGAGGGGAGGAAGGCCAGAUCGGGGGCGUCUGUUAUGGAAGAGUGGUGCCUGAGGGGCCCGCAACCUUGACGCCUGGAGGCUCUGUGAUGAAAGCUCUGGGUACUGUCAAGUCAGGUGUUGUCACCAGAUGAAAGGUGACGGCCACCAUUCAAACCAGUCACAAGCUGAAGGUUUCCCCAGAGAAGGGUUGAUGGAGAUAACUAACAUUUCUGAAACCUGUGGGUCAGCAGGGAGAUGAGUGCUUCAUGGGCAGUAUCUCACUGGCACCUCCCAACCAGAGUGUGGUUAGGUGGAGUAUCCCCAUUUCCAAACUGAGGUCUGAGGGGCAGAGUAACUUGCUCAAGGUCACAGUUCCAAGAAGCAGCUGAGCCCGUCUGGCUCCAGAGCCUGGCUGAUGGUGAGCUGUCUUCCUCCCAGCCGAGGCUCAGCCUCUUUUUUUUUUUUUUAAAUUUUGAGAUUUUUUUAAUGUUUUUUGUUUUGUUUUGUUUUUUUGUUUGUUUGUUUUGCGGUA
Globicephala melas (long-finned pilot whale) is the source of this 2759-nucleotide messenger RNA. RefSeq names its product SWI5 homologous recombination repair protein (gene SWI5). Gene Ontology annotation, biological process: double-strand break repair via homologous recombination. The record is from RefSeq and is a predicted model, not a curated record. Gene Ontology annotation, cellular component: Swi5-Swi2 complex; Swi5-Sfr1 complex. NCBI's taxonomy places the organism in Eukaryota, Metazoa, Chordata, Mammalia, Artiodactyla, Delphinidae.